Molecule: messenger RNA, 755 nt
Organism: Artibeus jamaicensis (Jamaican fruit-eating bat)
Lineage: Eukaryota; Metazoa; Chordata; Mammalia; Chiroptera; Phyllostomidae
Gene: LY6G5C
Product: lymphocyte antigen 6 family member G5C
Exons: 3
Coding region: 1-444 (147 amino acids)
Cellular component (GO): external side of plasma membrane
Source: RefSeq, a predicted model, not a curated record
AUGGCGGCCUCUGCAUGUAGCUGGAGUCUGGGGCCCUUGGGCCUCCACAGCAUCCCCCAUACUCUGUACAUGGUCCUCUUAUUAGUGCUGGUCAUGAUGAGCUUGGUGUUUGGUAAAUUUGAUCCUGCCAAUCAAGAGCCCCCUUAUCCAGCUCAGUUCGCCCGAUACCUGCGUUGCUAUCGGUGCCCCUUGGAGACCAAAGAGUUGGGGUGCCUUCUGGGAUCUGACAUUUGCCUGACCUCUCCUGGUGGCAGUUGUAUGACUCUCCUCAUCAAGAACAGCAGUGGUUCUGACAUCAUGGUGAGUGACUGUCGCCACAAGGAGCAGAUGAGUGACUGCUCAUAUACCCGUACUUCUCCAGUGUUCGGCUUUUGGAUAUUUUCUCAAUGCUGUUUCCGGAAUUUCUGCAAUAACCCACAGAACAGAGUGUUCUACACGCCGUAGAACUUCUGCAGAGACCUUUGCAGUGAAAUGCUGCCAGCUUCCAGCUAGCCUCUUGUUCCCACCUGGGCACAGCCGGCACAACUUCCAGUCCUUUCCACUAGCUCUCCUGCCUCAGGUUGACCGACCCCAGCCCCAGCUGCCUGUGGCUUGAUGCCCCUCAACAUCCCCGUUCCCACUUUGCCCGUCCCCAGACCUCUGGAGUUCUCCCAUCAUGUCCUCACAAUCUGACAUCUUCCCUACCAUCUUCUCCCACCUCUAAGGUUGCCUCUGCUUUGCUCUGGCCUCCCAUUCUCCUACUAUGUAUGGGCCUU